AUGUCCGAGAGGAAAGCUGUGAAUAAGUACUACCCACCAGAUUUCAAUCCACUUGAAGCUGAAGCUUCACUUCGCAAGAGUGCGAAGAAGUUGAAGACCAAGCAACGGGAUGUGAUUACCAUCAGGUUGAUGACUCCGUUCAGCAUUCGCUGCACGAAAUGUUCAGAAUACAUUGCCAAGAGCCGGAAAUUCAACGGCAAGAAGGAAGUCCUGCCCGAAAGAUACCUAGAAACGAUCAAAAUCUAUCGAUUAAGCAUCAAGUGUCCGCGAUGUAAUAACAUGAUAUCGUUCCGGACAGAUCCCAAGACUUCGGACUUUGUGAUGGAAUGCGGCGGAGUGAGAAACUACAGCAGGGUCAAAGACGAAGACUCCCGCGUGGAGAGCGUUGAUGAGACGCUGCAGAGGCUAGUGCAGGAGACGAACGAGUCCGAAAGCGAGCGCUUAAGCGGCAAGGGCGAAGAUAAGAUGGAAGCUCUGGAGAGAAGACUCGCGCAGAUACAGCGGGAGCAAGAAGACGAUCAGGAACUGGAAAGGACAAGACUCUCUAGACUGAGCAUGCAACAGCGGGAGCAACGGCUCCGAGACAGAAACGCUGCCGCUGUAGAAGAGAACGAACAAGACCUCGACAAGAUUGCAGAAGAAGCGUUUAACAGACGCCAAGACCACGGCGAGCGACUCAACGCACCGUUCCGCAAACCGCAGCCCAAAGCACUGAUCUUCAAGAAAAGGUCCAAGAAGGUCAACCCGCUGGGCGUGAUCAAGAAAGCGGCCGGACCGUAG
Molecule: messenger RNA, 780 nt
Organism: Torulaspora globosa
Lineage: Eukaryota; Fungi; Ascomycota; Saccharomycetes; Saccharomycetales; Saccharomycetaceae
Gene: YJU2
Product: mRNA splicing protein YJU2
Exons: 1
Coding region: 1-780 (259 amino acids)
Biological process (GO): mRNA splicing, via spliceosome
Cellular component (GO): U2-type catalytic step 1 spliceosome
Source: RefSeq, a predicted model, not a curated record